CUCGUCGCGGAAUCAAUGCUGCAAACAUACUGCGGUUCACAAUAUGUGUCUUUAAUCGCUGGCUAAUACAUAUACACUGAUUAUCCCAUACCGUUAGGCUCACUACAUACUAUAGCAGCAAUCAUGUCAGGGACACAAGCAACACCAUCAGCACCCAUCGAGUCGAAGAAGGUGUGGACCACGUUGAUCACCAAUACGGCCUACCUGACAGGUCUCCUCACCCUUGAUUAUAGCCUGAAGAAGCACGGCAGCAAAUACCCCCUCGUCGCGCUCUACACUGACACCUUCCCCGCCGAAGGCCAUGCUGCCCUCGAUGCGCGCGGCAUCCCCAAAGAACACGUCAAGUACCUGCUACCCAAGGUCUCUAAGGACUACACCAAUGACCCUCGCUUCUAUGACUGCUGGAGCAAGCUGACGCCCUUCUCCCUCGAACACUAUGACCGCGUCGUGCAGCUGGACAGCGACAUGCUGGUUCUUCACAACAUGGACGAGCUGAUGGAGAUGGAACUCGAUCCACCGAGCGCUGCUGGCAAGGGCAACAAGGUGUUCGCCGCAAGUCAUGCCUGCGUAUGCAACCCUUUGAAGAAACCACACUACCCCAAGGACUGGAUCCCAGAGAACUGCGCCUUCACAUCCCAGCACUCCGACCCUGCAACCGCACAACACACUGGUGCAGGGCCCACCGCUGGUCUCGGCAUGCCCAACGGCGGUUUGCAAGUCGUAAACCCUAGCAAAGCAGUCUACAACCUGAUCCUCGACCAGCUGGCCAACGAGUCAUCCAUGAACUACGAAUUCGCCGAUCAGUCACUGCUGAGCGAUGUAUUCUGGGGGCGAUGGGUUGCGCUGCCGUAUAUUUACAAUGCGCUGAAGACGAUGAGGACCGAGGGUGUGCACCACCAGAUAUGGCAGGAUGAUAAGGUCAAGAAUAUCCACUACAUCUUGAGCCCCAAGCCAUGGGACGAGGCGCCUGGCAAGUGCAACAAUGAGAACCACGAGUGGUGGUGGGUAGUCAACAGUGAGAGGCUAGAGGCCGAGAAGAAGUCAGGGAUAGAAGAUGGAUUUUGAAGUGCAUACUAGUAGAUAUGGCGGCGUUGGUGAGGCAGAAAAAUCUAAACAUAGAGUGUAUAGUUAUAUCUGAUUGACGGCGUAACAAAACUGGGAGUGUCUCUUAUCUCACGAGAAGUUGUGCUGAUGAAGACAAGGGCUACAUCAUGGAACCUUAUCGCAUCGGACAGG
Macroventuria anomochaeta is the source of this 1236-nucleotide messenger RNA. RefSeq names its product glycosyltransferase family 8 protein. Lineage: Eukaryota; Fungi; Ascomycota; Dothideomycetes; Pleosporales; Didymellaceae. The record is from RefSeq and is a predicted model, not a curated record. The coding region runs from base 124 to 1065 and encodes 313 amino acids. The transcript is spliced from 2 exons. Gene Ontology annotation, molecular function: glycosyltransferase activity.